CAGCCCCGCGGACCGGGUGGGAACAGGUGGCGCGGGCCGGGCGCUUUGUGUCGGGACGCGGAGACCGGGAGCGGGCGGCCGCGCCUCCCUCGGCCGCUCCCUUCCCUCCCUUGCUCCCCCGGGCGGCCGCACGCCGGGUCGGCCGGGUAACGGAGCUGGAGUCGCCAGGAAUGUGCCUCUGGGGACUGCUUGGCUCGAGGGAGGAGAGAAGGUGGCUGAGGCGGCCGGGGAGGUGCGGGAGCCGAGAGGUGGCGCGGGGGCUGCACCGCCGCUCCAGGCAGGAGAGGGAUGCUUCCAGCUAGGCACGUUCGGCCCGGGCGAGGGCUUCAUUCUUCCGCUGCGCCCCUGGAGGACUGUUGACUGAUGCAUGAGGGGCCCACGGAGGCGCAGGAGCGGUGGUGAUGGUUUGGGAAGCGGAGCUGAAGUGCGCUGGGCUUCCGUGAGGCGUGACGGUUUAUCAUGACCGUGUUCAGGCAGGAAAACGUGGAUGAUUACUACGACACCGGCGAGGAACUUGGCAGGGAAGCCAGGACAACUAAAAGCUGCACAACAGCCGGGAGAGAGCUGCUCGGAAAUGCUCAGAGGGACGGUCAUCCUGGCGUUAUUAAGAACCUGAGUGGGCAGUUUGCAGUCGUGAAGAAAUGCCGUGAGAAAAGCACCGGUCUACAGUAUGCCGCCAAAUUCAUCAAGAAAAGGAGGACCAAAUCCAGCCGGCGGGGCGUGAGCCGUGAGGAUAUCGAGAGGGAGGUCAGCAUCCUGAAGGAGAUCCAGCACCCCAACGUCAUCACCCUGCACGAGGUUUAUGAGAACAAGACGGACGUCAUCCUGAUCCUGGAACUCGUUGCAGGUGGUGAGCUCUUUGACUUCUUAGCUGAAAAGGAAUCUCUGACUGAAGAGGAAGCAACUGAAUUUCUCAAACAAAUUCUUAAUGGUGUUUACUACCUGCAUUCCCUUCAGAUUGCCCACUUCGAUCUCAAGCCUGAAAACAUAAUGCUUUUGGAUAGAAAUGUUCCCAAACCUCGGAUCAAGAUCAUUGACUUUGGGUUGGCCCAUAAAAUUGACUUUGGAAAUGAAUUCAAGAACAUAUUUGGGACACCAGAGUUUGUUGCUCCUGAGAUAGUCAACUAUGAACCUCUUGGUCUUGAGGCAGACAUGUGGAGUAUUGGGGUAAUAACCUAUAUUCUCCUAAGUGGGGCGUCCCCAUUUCUUGGAGACACUAAACAAGAAACGUUAGCGAACGUAUCUGCUGUCAACUACGAAUUUGAGGAAGAAUACUUCAGUAAUACCAGUGCCCUAGCCAGAGAUUUCAUAAGAAGACUCCUCGUCAAGGAUCCAAAGAAGAGAAUGACAAUUCAAGAUAGUUUGCAGCAUCCCUGGAUCAAGCCUAAAGAUACCCAACAAGCACUUAGUAGAAAAGCAUCGGCAGUAAACAUGGAGAAAUUCAAGAAGUUCGCAGCCCGGAAAAAAUGGAAACAAUCUGUUCGCUUGAUAUCACUGUGCCAAAGAUUAUCCAGGUCAUUCUUGUCCAGAAGUAACAUGAGUGUUGCCAGAAGCGAUGAUACUCUGGAUGAGGAAGACUCCUUCGUGAUGAAAGCUAUCAUCCAUGCCAUCAACGAUGACAAUGUACCAGGCCUGCAGCACCUCCUGGGCUCCUUGUCCAACUAUGAUGUUAACCAACCCAACAAGCAUGGGACACCACCGUUACUUAUUGCUGCUGGCUGUGGGAAUAUUCAAAUACUACAGUUGCUCAUUAAAAGAGGCUCAAGAAUCGAUAUCCAGGAUAAGGGUGGAUCCAAUGCCAUCUACUGGGCCUCUCGGCAUGGCCACGUAGAUACCUUGAAAUUUCUCAAUGAGAACGAAUGCCCUUUGGAUGUUAAAGACAAGUCUGGAGAGACAGCCCUUCAUGUGGCAGCUCGCUAUGGCCAUGCCGAUGUGGUUCAGUUACUGUGCAGCUUUGGCUCAAAUCCCAACUUCCAAGACAAGGAAGAAGAAACACCCCUGCACUGUGCUGCCUGGCACGGCUAUUACUCUGUGGCCAAAGCCCUUUGUGAAGCUGGCUGCAAUGUGAACAUUAAGAAUCGAGAAGGAGAGACCCCCCUCCUGACAGCCUCCGCCAGGGGCUACCACGACAUCGUGGAGUGUCUGGCUGAGCACGGAGCCGACCUUAAUGCAUCCGACAAGGACGGACACAUAGCUCUUCAUCUUGCUGUGAGACGAUGUCAGAUGGAGGUCAUCCAGACUCUCAUCAGCCAGGGCUGUUCCGUCGAUUUCCAAGACAGGCAUGGCAACACCCCCCUCCAUGUGGCCUGCAAAGACGGCAACGUGCCGAUUGUGGUGGCCCUCUGUGAAGCCAGCUGCAAUUUGGAUCUCUCCAACAAGUAUGGACGGACGCCUCUGCACCUUGCGGCCAACAACGGGAUUCUGGACGUGGUCCGCUACCUCUGUCUGACGGGAGCCAACGUGGAGGCGCUGACUUCGGAUGGAAAGACAGCAGAAGAUCUUGCUAAAUCGGAACAGCAUGAGCACGUAGCCGGUCUCCUCACAAGACUCCGAAAGGACACGCACCGAGGACUCUUCAUCCAGCAACUGAGACCCACACAGAACCUGCAGCCGAGAAUCAAGCUGAAGCUGUUCGGCCACUCGGGGUCUGGGAAGACCACCCUGGUGGAAUCUCUCAAGUGUGGGCUGCUGAGGAGCUUCUUCCGAAGACGCCGGCCCCGGCUCUCCUCCACCAACUCCACCCGGUUCCCACCCUCACCCCUGGCGUCCAAGCCAGCAGUUUCCGUGAGCAUCAACAACCUGUACCCGGGCUGUGAGAAUGUGAGCGUCAGGAGCCGCAGCAUGAUGUUCGAGCCGGGCCUCACCAAGGGAAUGCUAGAGGUGUUCGGGGCCCCGUCCCACCACCCGCACUGCCCCGCCGAUGACCAGUCCACAAAGGCCAUCGACAUCCAGAACGCCUACUUGAACGGCGUUGGCGAUUUCAGUGUGUGGGAGUUCUCUGGAAAUCCUGUAUACUUCUGCUGUUAUGACUAUUUUGCUGCAAAUGAUCCCACGUCCAUCCAUGUUGUCGUUUUCAGUCUAGAAGAACCCUACGAGAUCCAGCUGAAUCAAGUGAUUUUCUGGCUCAGUUUUCUGAAGUCUCUUGUCCCGGUUGAAGAGCCCAUAGCCUUUGGUGGCAAGCUGAAGAACCCACUCCGAGUUGUCCUGGUGGCCACCCACGCCGACAUCAUGAACAUUCCUCGUCUAGCUGGAGGCGAGUUCGGAUAUGACAAAGACACCUCGUUGCUGAAAGAGGUCAGGAACAGGUUUGGGAACGAUCUUCACAUUUCAAAUAAGCUGUUUGUUCUGGAUGCCGGGGCUUCUGGGUCUAAGGACAUGAAGGUACUUCGAAAUCACCUGCAAGAAAUACGGAGCCAGAUUGUUUCGGUCUGCCCUCCAAUGACUCACCUGUGUGAGAAAAUCAUCUCCACGCUGCCCUCCUGGAGGAAGCUCAACGGACCCAACCAGCUGAUGUCAUUGCAGCAGUUUGUGUACGACGUGCAGGACCAGCUGAACCCCCUGGCCAGCGAGGCGGACCUCCGGCACAUCGCCCAGCAGCUCCACAGUGCCGGCGAGAUCAACAUCAUGCAGAGUGAAACCGUCCAGGACGUGCUGCUCCUAGACCCCCGCUGGCUCUGCACCAACGUUCUGGGGAAGCUGCUCUCCGUCGAGACCCCACGGGCCCUGCACCAUUACCGGGGCCGCUACACCAUGGAGGACGUCCAGCGCCUGGUGCCCGACAGCGACGUGGAGGAGCUGCUGCAGAUUCUAGAUGCCAUGGAUAUCUGCGCCCGGGACCUGAGCAGCGGUACCAUGGUGGACAUCCCCGCCCUGAUCAAGACUGACAACCUGCACCGGUCCUGGACGGAUGAGGAGGACGAGGUGCGGGUCUACGGUGGCGUGCGCAUCGUCCCCGUGGAGCACCUCACGCCCUUCCCGUGCGGCAUCUUUCACAAGGUGCAGGUGAACCUGUGCAGGUGGAUCCACCAGCAGAGCGCGGAGGGAGACGCGGACAUCCGCCUGUGGGUGAACGGCUGCAAGAUUGCCAACCGUGGGGCCGAGCUGCUGGUGCUCCUGGUCAACCACGGCCAGGGCAUCGAGGUCCAGGUGCGCGGUCUGGAGACGGAAAAGAUCAAGUGCUGCCUCCUGCUGGACUCGGUGUGCAGCACCAUCGAGAAUGUCAUGGCCACCACGCUGCCCGGGCUGCUGACGGUGAAGCACUACCUGAGCCCCCAGCAGCUGAGAGAGCACCACGAGCCCGUCAUGAUCUACCAGCCGCGAGACUUCUUCCGGGCACAGACCCUCAAGGAGACCUCGCUGACUAACACCAUGGGCGGGUACAAGGAGAGCUUCAGCAGCAUCAUGUGCUUCGGCUGUCACGACGUCUAUUCACAGGCCAGCCUGGGCAUGGACAUCCAUGCGUCAGAUCUGAACCUCCUGACGCGGAGGAAACUCAGUCGCCUGCUGGACCCACCCGAUCCCAUGGGGAAGGACUGGUGCCUUCUCGCCAUGAACUUGGGUCUCCCCGACCUUGUGGCAAAGUACAACACCAAUAACGGGUCUCCCAAGGAGUUCCUCCCGAGCCCGGUCCACGCCCUGCUCCGGGAAUGGACCUCCUACCCCGAGAGCACGGUCGGCAUCCUCAUGUCCAAACUGAGGGAGCUGGGGCGCCGGGAUGCGGCGGACUUCCUACUGAAGGCGUCCUCUGUGUUCAAAAUCAACCUCGACAGCAACGGCCAGGAGGCCUACGCCUCAAGCUGCAACAGUGGCACAUCUUAUAAUUCCAUUAGCUCGGUCGUGUCCCGGAAAAACUCCCAUGUAAGGAAUCCCACUGUAUGAUUUAUAAACAGACAAUAUGUGAGUGCCUUUUGCAGAAGAGGGUGUGUUUGAAAUCAUCCAAGUCAGCCCGGAGCUGUCGCGAAAGAAACGCUCCCUCUCUGUCUCUUGCUGUAUGCUGAUCAUCGCCAGAGGUGCUUCACCCGAGGUUUUUUUGUUUUUGUUUUUUUGUUUUUUUUGGCAAUUUUUGUGUUUCCUUUGACAAGGAAAGGGGAGAAAGAAACCUCCUCUAGAGCAAUUUCAUGGCCAGUGUUGUUGCUACGAUAAGACAUGUUUGUGUUUGCUUUUGUUUCAACGUCAGUGUGAACAUCCACGUGGAACCUGCAGACUGUCACGCUUCAUCAUCCCCUGUCAUCUCAGGUAGAAGGCUGACACUGUUGUAGGGAGCCAAGACCUGUGUGAGAAUUCAGAAGACCCCCGACUCAUGAUUUGUGGCAGUUUGUUGUCAUUUGUGCAUAGCAGAUGGUUCUCCAUAUUUAGAUCCUGGUUUGAUAACUUCCUGUACUUGAAGUCUCAAAAAGAAAAUAAAGGAAGCAAGUUUUCUUGCAGUGA
This is a messenger RNA of Balaenoptera ricei (Rice's whale), 5427 nucleotides long. It is a transcript of the gene DAPK1, whose product is annotated as death associated protein kinase 1. The record is from RefSeq and is a predicted model, not a curated record. Lineage: Eukaryota; Metazoa; Chordata; Mammalia; Artiodactyla; Balaenopteridae. Gene Ontology annotation, molecular function: ATP binding; protein binding; protein serine/threonine kinase activity. Gene Ontology annotation, cellular component: nucleus; cytoplasm. Bases 460 to 4878 code for a protein of 1472 amino acids. The transcript has 28 exons. Gene Ontology annotation, biological process: protein phosphorylation; intracellular signal transduction; positive regulation of apoptotic process.